AUGAUGUGUGUGUUCUUCUACCUUCAAGGAAGGAAAUGGUGUAUUUUAAAUGUCGACAUUUCGAAAGACUUUCUUGCGGUAGCAGAAUCAAAUCCGUUGACGGCGUUUUUUACAAAACUGGACGGGAGCACAAUCAUGGCCCUGGAUAUCAAAAGAAAAUAUGCGGAUGAACUUUCCAACCAACCCCAAGUCGUCCAAGAUGCCGUCAAGUUACUCUAUGCUUACUACAUGAAUUAUUGGCUUCUUGAAGUUGAACCGACAUUGCCACGUCCCACCUUUGACACCGCUAGAGCUCUGGCAAGACCAAGGAAUCGCCAAGGGCAGCAACGACUUCGAGCUGGAGCAGCACAGCCGAGGACUAAUAGAGCCAGACCAGCAGCUCCUGCUCCAGAUGCUCCUGCUUUGCCACAGCAAGCCGUGCCGCAAGAGCAAUCUUUGACACCACUGGCUGCGCCAGUAGCACCUCCACGAACUCGACGAAACGCCACUCGACUCGCAAUCACUGCAACGGCUGCGGAACCCAUUGCUAAUUCCACGACUUUCGAGCCCAUCGCUUCUACUUCAUCGAAUAACCGUUCGAAAAGAAGAGUCGACAUCGAUGUUAGUGACAGUAGCCGCCCCAAGCGCAUCUGUAGAAUGCCUACUCGUUUUAAUGAUUUUGCUGUUUCGGAGCACCCAUCGACUUCUGCAGACAAAUCACGAACUUCACCACGUCAAUCUCCUGUCUCAGAGCGUACUCCAAAUUCCCGAUGUCGCAACUGUUCCAUCAAUCCACAACAAUUCACUCUUCUUCCAUGCAACCAUUCUCUUUGUUCCAGCUGUCUGACCAUUUCUAUCCCUCUCCGUCAGUGUACUCGUUGUCAACUGCCAUUUCAAAAUAUGACGGUGCAUGUUUGAUAUUUGUGAUUUAAUGAACCCAGAUUUAAUAUGUAAAUGAGAAA
Molecule: messenger RNA, 941 nt
Organism: Daphnia magna
Lineage: Eukaryota; Metazoa; Arthropoda; Branchiopoda; Diplostraca; Daphniidae
Product: increased rDNA silencing protein 4-like
Exons: 4
Coding region: 1-897 (298 amino acids)
Source: RefSeq, a predicted model, not a curated record